AGCGAGCAGUCAGAACGCAGUUCCUCCUCACGGAAAGUGCGUGGCCUGAGCGCCGGAGACAAAGUAGCAGAGCUCAAGCUAUUCGAGCAUUGUAGAGUCGGCUCACACACGGCGGGCUGCAAGGAAAGCGCACGGCUCUUCGUAGAGACGAAAGCUUAUAUAGCUGCUUGCUUUUUUCGCAUCUUUGCAAAUUUUCUCCCGCUUUCCAUAAAUCCACAUACGUCAGGGUCAAUCGUUUUGGAAAUUUCUUCGCCUUGGAAAUAUAUUUUUUUCUGGUUUUUGAAGCGAGAAGCUUUUAAUUCCACGCAGCAAAAAUGCCACAUGGUCGGCUGAUUUUGGGCGGUUUGGUACCGGUGUUGCUGUCGUUGUUUCUCUGGGCAGGCUGCCCCUCAGGGGUGGGGGCUAGCUGUGGACGGGCCGGCUACUGCUGCCAGGGUCGGAAUAAUACGUGCUAUGGGUACGGGACUAACCUGGCCGGUGAGGGCAAUUCCUCCAGCCGCUGCUUUUGUGACGAAGACUGCACCCGAAUGAGCGACUGUUGCAUAGAUUAUGCGGAAGCUUGUCUAGCUGUGGAUUGUGAAGUCUCCGACUGGUACAACUGGAAGCCAUGUAACAACCCAUGCGGCUUGGGGUCACAGGAGCGGAGGAGAGAGGUUACGCGACCUGCCCAAAAUGGUGGAAGAGCCUGUCCAGUUUUACGAGAAAAAAGGGCCUGUAUUGGAACAAAUGAUGAGGAGUGUUUACAGCAAAGUGUUGAGUAUCAAGGGAAAGAACUCAGGGAGGUUGCUAGAAUUUUACCUGCUAAAUAUGGUGCCUACAGAUCCGAGAAAAAAUACGACCCAUUCCAGGAUCACUUGAGGAAGAAUUUGUACGGGCGACGAUUUGUUGAUCUCAGGAAUGAGAUUUUAGCCAGAACUUCGUACUUUGCCAAGUUUGAGAUUACUGAUGUGAAACACGGGUGUAAUGUGACGGCCUUCCCUUGGGUGCAGGCGCUAAGGACUGGCCAAACAGUCUGCGUUGAGUGUCAACCGACCAUUAUGAAAAAAGAGCUGGGAACACGCUGUGAAGGACAUGGAGUGUGGCGGCAAGAAACAAGAUGGCGGGCUGUUCAUGUCCACGGUUGCCAUGGCAAAUGGGUGAUGCAGACGAAACACGACGAAGGAACAUGCGACAUCAAUGGCAACAGUGACUUUAUUCUUAUAUAAAAUGAGAACUUUAUGCAAAUUAAGAACUUGAUGAGCUCUGCUAUUGGUGGGAUAUAAGUUUCAUUGGUCUCAAUCUCUUUAGGCCAGGCAACUUUCCUUCUCAAAUCUAGGAGAAAAUAUGUCUCUUCUUGCUUUUCUUUGAGGUGAAAUUUUGUCUCCCAACAAAGAAUUGGUACUUCCUGCCGUCUACGUAAAUGAAUAAUCAGAGAGCCCCUUUUUUCAGAUAGUCAAAACUUGACUGCAGUUGUCAGUUUUAAAAAUACAUAUAGCUGUGUACAUGUACAUUUUUUGACUAGGAUAGUGUGUUCUUGUGCAGUUGAUUUGAGUAAAUAUAAAACUUAUUGUGCUGCAGAUUACAUGUACUUCUUAAACACCAGUAAGUAUAAAUGGUAUUUGAUAUAAUCAGGGAAAAGAUGGUCAGAAAUUAAUAUGUUUACCGCAAAAAUAAAUUUAAGAUUUGAGUAUUUGAGACUCUUCAAAGAUGCAAAUUGUCACACAACGUUUAUUAUUAA
Liolophura sinensis is the source of this 1717-nucleotide messenger RNA. RefSeq names its product somatomedin-B and thrombospondin type-1 domain-containing protein-like. Bases 315 to 1205 code for a protein of 296 amino acids. Lineage: Eukaryota; Metazoa; Mollusca; Polyplacophora; Chitonida; Chitonidae. The record is from RefSeq and is a predicted model, not a curated record. The transcript has 4 exons.